GGUUCACCACGAGCAGUGGGGGUUUCCGUUUCCCAUCGGGGCCCUGCUCUCUUUGGGCCCAGCCGUGUGGUUCCCACAAGACGCCCAGCGGCGACUGGGUCCCCACGGCUGAGACCAGCUGGACGUGGUGGGCCGAGUGUGAUGAAGAGCCCUUGACCCCUGCAUCGGAAGCCCUGGUGUUCCCGUGCGCCCGCCCGCCCUCGGAGACUGUGUGACCCUGGCUCUUCCUCAAGUGAUUUUCUAAGAAAAGACCUCAAAAGUGCAUCCUGCUCUCAUUUUAUGAAGAAAACACCUUUCUGAUCUCCCUGAGGACACUGAUUCAAGGAGGACAGGACUCUGACUUGGCUUGGGAGUGAGUUGGAGUGAGGCUGAAUCUCUUCUGCAAUACUUCCUUCCAGCUGAGACACAGACACAACUGUAGGGAAACUCCUCAGAUCCCACUGCUGGCACCAUGACCUCGGAAGGCCGUGAACUCUCUCCAGAGAACGAAAGUUUUCUUGAGGAUGCUAUUGCGUAUUUCCAGAACACCGUGAGCCCAGAAGUACUGCAUCACCUAUUGAACGACCAUGAAGCCUGGGAGAGAUUUGUGGCUGUGGCUGUUGCCUCAUUGCCCAGGGAGGAGGCUGACAUACUACGUGAAGGUUUGAAUGACCUGACAGGACACAUGGAUAUGGAAGACGAAGACCUGGCUAGGGAGACUUUUUUGAAUGUGUUUCCCCAGUUGAAAGUGGAGCUUGAGAAACGCAUAAGAAAGCUCCGUAGGCUUGCAGAUGAGGUUGACAAGGUCCACAAGCGCUGCACCAUCUCCAACAUGGUAGCGAGUUCCACCGGUGCUGCGUCUGGCCUCCUGGGCGUCCUUGGUCUGGGUCUGGCACCUGUAACAGCAGGGUUCAGUCUGACACUCUUGACAACUGGAUCGAUGCUGGGAGUUGCAGCUACUGUGACUCACAUGUCCACCAGCCUUGUGGAAUACUCAAACACAUCGUCUGCAAGAGCUGAAGCCAGUGACCUGGUGUCUGGUAUUGAUCAAGGGGACAGAGUUGGAUUGGAUCUGCAGAACACCAUACUCAAAAUUCUUUCUUUAGGAUCUGUCAUUAGAAAUCUGAAAAAAAUUGCAAAGAAUAAUAGUGCCAAGAAGGUAGCCACAGUCCAACCUCACCUGGUAGACAAGGCCAGGCGCCUCAUGACAGGUAGGAGUGUCUCAGUUCGAAGUGGCAAUCUGGUGCAGAAAGCUUUUGGAGGUACUGCUCUGGCAAUGUCCAAAGGAAUCCGGUAUCUGGGCAUGGCUAGCUCAGGUGUGUUCCUUCUGAUGGAUGUGGCCAGCCUUGUAAAAGAGUCAAGGCACUUGCAUGAGGGGGCAAGGGCAGAGUUAGCUGAAGUGCUGAGGCAGCAGGCCCAGGAGCUGGAGAGAAAGUUGGAAUUGCUCACACGGCUCUAUGAGAGUCUCAUGUAGGGCCGACUCCAUGACCUCCGAGCAGGGACAGAGCAGGGGCGAGAGUGGGACAAAGACGUAGAGGGACUUUAUUAGAAGGGGAGGGGGGCAAAAUAACAUUUGGGGGGGGCGUUCCAGAGUUUAGCAUUAGGUUAGUUGGGCCCAGUGACGGCGGGGUUUAUUCAGUUUUUUUGGGGGGGGGUCCCAGGGAGGAAGGGACAUGGGGCUGGAAUGAGGAGACAGGGAUGGAGAGAGUGAGGAGAAUGGACCAAAGAGGACACGGGGGACGUGGGGAAAGAGGGGCACGCAGGAACAAGCAGCGAGGCCAGGAAUACUCAAGCAAGAAUGGUUGGAAUAUGCGAGAAGUGCUCCUCUGCCCACCCUCCCCGUGGUGACGCACUGGCAGGAGUGGACUCUUUCCUACAAAUCCAAAACCGUGAUGAGAUUCUACUCCCCCUGGUCAGAAUGGCCUGAACAAAUCAGGGCACAACAGAUGCUGACAAGGAUGUAGAGAAUGGGAAAACCUCUGAUGCUGCUGGUGGCAAUGCAAGCUGGGGCAGCUGCACUGGAAAACAAUGUGGAGGUUCCUCAAAAAGUUAAAAAUAGAGCUACCUUAUGACCCAGUAAUUACAGUGCUAGGUAUUAAUCCAGAUGAUACAAACAUAGUGAUUCAAAGGGCAUGUGCACCCCGAUAUUUAUUUAUUUUAUUUUUCAAAGAUGUUACUUAUUGGAGAGAGGCCAUGGGAAGGGUGGGGAGGAGCUGAGAGAGGGGGCCAAGCGGACUCCUCCAUGAGCAGGAAACCCAGCUCAGGGCUCAAUCCCAGGACCCUGAGAUUAUGACCUGAGCUGAAGGCAGAUGUUUAACUGACUGAGACACCCAGGCUUCCACCCCAAUAUUCAUAGCAGCAAUGUCCACAAUAGUCCAACACUGAAAAGAGGCCAGAGGUCUAUCAACAGAUGAGUGGAUAAAGAUGUGUAGAUACACACAAUGGAAUACUACUCAGCCAUCAAAAAAGAAUGAAAUCUUACCAUUUGCAAUAACAUGGAUGGAACUAGAGGGUAUUGUGCUAAGUG
Messenger RNA from Canis lupus familiaris (dog), 2506 nucleotides. RefSeq names its product apolipoprotein L2-like. Lineage: Eukaryota; Metazoa; Chordata; Mammalia; Carnivora; Canidae. Gene Ontology annotation, molecular function: lipid binding. The transcript has 8 exons. Gene Ontology annotation, biological process: lipoprotein metabolic process; lipid transport. Gene Ontology annotation, cellular component: extracellular region; membrane. The record is from RefSeq and is a predicted model, not a curated record. Bases 452 to 1453 code for a protein of 333 amino acids.